AUGAUAUCGAAAGAGGAUAAAGAUAAUUCGGAAUGUAAUACAACAUCCAAUGCUAUUGAUAUUAGUCCAAAUAAAGAUGGUGGAGUUUUAAAAGAAAUUAUUAAAGAAGGUGAAGGUACGACUUUUCCGAGUAUCAAAAGCAAUUUAACAGUUCAUUACAAAGGUACUCUCACUGAUGGUACCGUAUUCGAUUCAAGCUAUGAUAAAGGAACUCCUCUAAACUUUGUUCUUGGAGUAGGCAAGUGCAUGACUUUUUCAUGGGAUAUAGGUUUAGCUACAAUGAAAAAAGGAGAAGUAGCACUUUUAACAUGUAAGCCAAAAUAUGCUUAUGGUGAAAAUGGAAUGCCUCCUAAAAUUCCACCCAAUUCGACAUUAAUUUUUGAAAUAAAACUAAUCGAUUGGACAUUAGAAAACCUGAGUAAAAAAAAUGACAAUGGAAUAUUAAGAAGAGUAAUUCAAAAAGGGGUAGAAUAUUCGAAACCUGAUCAAGGAGGAUUAGUCAAAGUUCACAUAACUGGAAUAUACAAUGGUAAAGUGUUUGAUGAUAGAUCAUUGUCGUUUAAUUUGGGAGAAGGAUGUGAAGUGAAUGUUAUCGAAGGAAUUGAAAUUGCACUCCUUCAAUUUAAUAAAAAAGAAAAAUCAAGUCUUGAAAUAAAGCCAGAAUAUGCUUUUAAACAUGAAGGAAAUGCAGAAUUUCAAAUUCCACCAGAUGCAACUGUUACUUAUGAAGUGACAUUGGAAGAUUUUGAAAGAGUCAAACAAACUUGGGAAAUGGAUUCAUCUGAAAAAUUAUCCCAAGCUGAACUUUACAAAGAAAAAGGAAUCAAAUAUUUUAAAGAAGAAAAAUAUUUACAAGCAGCUAAUUUUUUUAAGGAUUCAUUAAAUUAUAUUUCUUCAGACGUAGGUUUUAGUGAAGAUGAAGAAACCUUAAGAAACAGAUUACUAAUAGCUGUAAGAUUAAAUUUGGCUAUUACAUAUUUAAAACUAAACCAAAAUUAUGAAGCAAUAAAAGAAUGCGAUGAAGCUUUGAAAUUAGAUUCGAAUAACAUAAAGGGUUAUUUUAGAAGAGGACAGGCUUACUUUAAUAUAUCGGAACCAGACAAAGCCAAACUGGAUUUUGAAGCUGUUCUUAAAAUUGAGCCAAACAAUAAACUUGCAUCAUCUCAAAUAUUAGCUUGUUGCAGAAAAAUAAGCGAACAGAAAAAAAUUGAGCAAAAAUUUUAUGCCAACAUGUUUAGUAAAUAUACGGAAAAUGAUAAAAAAGCGUUGGCUUAA
Molecule: messenger RNA, 1275 nt
Organism: Pediculus humanus corporis (human body louse)
Lineage: Eukaryota; Metazoa; Arthropoda; Insecta; Psocodea; Pediculidae
Product: FK506-binding protein, putative
Exons: 5
Coding region: 1-1275 (424 amino acids)
Molecular function (GO): protein binding; peptidyl-prolyl cis-trans isomerase activity
Source: RefSeq, a predicted model, not a curated record